AUGUGGACAGAUGCACUUUCACUAAAAGGAAAAAGGUUGGAUUUUUAUGGCGGAGCUGACACAUAUGUAAGCCUGACCAACACCAUUCCUGAACUCAGUCGAUUCACAGUAUGCAUUGACCUGCGAUUUGUGGGUGCCAGAUCAAGUGACUGGAUGGCCUUCUCCUAUAUUACUAAAACUACUCUCCUGGGUAGAGGAGACAUAGACCUUGGACUCGCAGGAGACCAUCAGCAGCUAAUUGUGUACAACUUGGGCAAGACCUUUUACAUCCGUUACCACCUGACUCCAUUUCAGUGGCACACAAUAUGCUUGAUAUGGGAUGGUGUGAAAGGCAGAUCAGAGCUCUUCCUGAGUAAAGAAAGGAUACUGGUAAUGAUGGAUCAGCCACAAAACCUGGCGCCUAAUGGGACUCUGGUUCUAGGACAUUUUCGCAAGAAAGUGGACGACCAUGUUAAAGGCAUGGUUCCUAGGUUCACCAGCAGCUCGUACUACUUUCAACUCUGGGACCACAUCCUGGGAAAUGAAGAGUUUAUGAAGCGUUUGAGCGGAAACGUGGUUAGUUGGGAAGAAGAUGUUUGGCUCAUCAACAAGAUCAUUCCAACCGUUGACAUGAGAGUGCGCUGCGUUGUUUCUGAAAAUAUAGCAAUUCAGGAAACAACUACAACUCUUUCACAGCAAAUAGAUUUGACAACACCACUCCAAGUUACUGGACUAAAACCACAAAAGACGGUCUAUUCUUCUACCGUGGAGUCUAAAAGCAUGCCUGUAUUUGCAACUGAUUAUACAACCAGAUCGUAUUCCAAUACAACAUCUCCACCUCUGGAAACAAUGACUGCACCAAUUUUUAAAAAGACAUCCAUAGCUGAGACAGCUACAUUCGCAGCAGACAUUUCGUCUACUUCAGCAGCCAUUGCUCUGUCUACCAAGAGUACCUCCAUAGGCCCUACUGCCAAUUCCAUGAAAAUAAGUAAAUCCCCAUCUUCAGAGAGCACAAGGACAACAAAAAUGGCUGAAUCCAUUGCUACUGAGACCUUUCAUCCAACAGUAGCUACUAGUUUUCUGUACACAUCUGGAUUUACCAAGAUAAUUACAUUCAAAACUUCGGUGACUGGAUCUCAGUCGGCUGUUAGGAGGACAACAUAUUUAUUCUCAUCUAUUGAGUCGAUAUCCAUGUCUACAACAUCUUGACCCAAAUCCACAGGUAUGGGGGCACUCCCUAUCUCCACAGCUAGCCAGGACCAGGAGUUUCUUGCAUCUACAGCUGCUGGAAGUGUACCUCAGUCCACGGUGGACCAGACUUCAGCUACAACUACUCACGUUGGGACUGCAUCAGCACUGCCACCUGAGUCUGUGCUCCUCUCCACAGCUGUUCCAGUGGAUUCUGUAUUUCCUAGAAAUCAGACGGCAUCCACAUUGGCAACAACUGAUAUGGAAAUACCCUUUACAGUUUAUUCAACUAGGUCUAUUGAAAUGACACCUGCGCUAAGAACAGUUGAAACAGAGCCGGCAUUUACAAAUUUCCAGGAUGUCUCUUCACCCAGAGUGGAGGGCACAAUAUCUACCUCUGUGCCAAAAGAGGCCUCUUCCGUGGCCCUUUCUUUUAGGACAUCCUCUCCAUUCACCAGAGCUCAGAGUGUACAGACAGUUAUUGAUGCUGAGACUACACAUGCAGCCUUGACUACUGGGAUCACACUUGCACCUACAGUGGCUGGAAUUAUGCUUUACCCCACAAUCACUGGGCCAGUAUAUACCCAGAAUACACCCCCCGGUGGUGAAAACAUGCUUUCUCUGAUUUCCACUAGAUCAGCUUCCACAUCCAAGGUGUCUGAGUCUGGUCCCACAUCAGUAACUGAUGAAGGUAACCAUCUAUCCUCCACCAAUGAGAUCAUUUGGACUUCCAGACCAGAACAGACCCUGUUGACAUCAGCAUUCCAUGGGAGUACUUCUAAUACAGAGCAUUCAUCCACAACUGCUAAUAUUAUCAUCCAACCAGAAGCAUCCACAGAGUGUGAGGCCACUACCACCGCUGAUGUUACUACCGACAGAUAUACAGCAGUUCUAUCCAAAUUCACAUCUCCGUGGUUUGCUAAUUUCUCCACAGUUUCUGGAGCCACAUCUGUAACCAAACUGCCUGAGUGUAAACUUACCAGCUUACUACUAAAACCCACCUCUAUGUCCACAGUAGCUGGAAAUGAACUUCUUUCAACACCAAAGGAGACAGUUGUUCCACCAGUAGAUAGAAUAUCUACCCUUGCUUAUGUUGAACCAAAUUUUUCUACUGAGGAGAGUGCUUCUGAGAACACGCAAACAGAGACAAAUGGUACAAUUGCAUCUGGAGAGACAAUAGCCCCUGUUGCAGAGUCUGCAACAGCACAAAGAUUCAGAACUGCUGUGACAAGGAAAGAAACCACUUCCCAUUUUCUUAAGGGAAAAUCGACUGUAGCAGCGACAACCGAGGUUUCUCCAUUUGCAACGAUACUGGAAGCAACAGAUGAAUCUGUUUCCCCACUUCCUGAUAUGGAGAAGCUGACUACCCAAUUGGAUAAUACAACUGCAACUACUGAAGCGAGAGAAAGUUGGCUUUCUACAAAAUCGGUGAAAACCACGCCUAAGAAUUCACCUCAUGGAACUACAGAAAUCUUUAAUUCCACCCACAUCUACACAGCACAUUGGACUUCAGAGACUCUACCUGAGGGGAAUCCAGCCCCAUCUCCCACUUGUGGGAGCACAGAGACAUUUUCUGAACCCCUGGGUGCUUCCACCACAAGAAUACUGAGGAUGAGUUUUGCCACUAUCCCUACAGACAGGACGGCUAUGUCCUUGACUGCUGGUGCCUUGUUUCCACAGCCUAUAGCCACGCAUUCCUCAGCAGCCCCUGUGCCUAUUACCCUUGUGUUCUCACUGCCGGUUAAUGUCUCUGCUGUCACCUCUAUGGUGCUGUCUGAGGAGACUAAGGUUACCAUGCCUGGGCCUUCUACAUUGGCCAGGGCUUCCUCCACAUCUCUGCCCUCAGAUAUCUCAACUCUGUCAUCAGCUGCAGUGACCACAGCAUCGAUGCCGCCAUUGGAUCAGAGCACUUCCACAACCAGCGGUACCGUGCCUUCCCACAGAGACUCCAUCCACACCACUUCAGAGGCCACAGGGAUCUCUGUCAGGAUGACACCCACGGCGGUUCCCUCUCUGGCAGAAACUCGAGUCCCCUCGCUGAGGCCUCCCACUCCUGUGGCAACUAAGGCUGAGACCACCAUUCUGUUCCCGUCAGCUGACACAGUAACCCCUUCCACACCCACUCUUGGCUGCUCUAAAGCUCUCCCUGACAGCACUCCCGUUGUGUCCUCCACUCAUGUAACCUCAACUAUGUCUACACCAUUAGCAACCCAACCCAUAGCUCAAGUGGAGGAGACUUCUACCCCUGCUCUCAGCUUUCCAUACACUUUCAGUGGUAGUGGACAUGUUGUUAGCUUGGCUACCGGCACCACAGACACUUCCAUUGUUGAUGACACUAUGCCCUCACACACCUCCGCCAACAAGCUUAUUACUUCACUCUACGGUCACAUUUCUCAAUCUUCCACACAUCCUGUAAACACACUGGUCCCCACCUUAUUAGUGACUGACAUUUCUACCUUAUCUUCUGACAAGGAGCGGAUGACCACCUCCCUGGGAAAGACCCCUAGAACUCUGAAGGUGACAGAAAUGUCCUCAUCAAAGAAUCCUCUUAUUUCAGACUCCCACAGUACUUCAUCCUCGGAAAUGACAGACACAGGAUUUGCUGAGGGCACGAAAAUUUCCAGUCACCAAACACAUUCACUUUCAGAGACUCCGUUUGUGACUCCACCUAAUGAGAGUCCAACUUCAUCUCCCACUUCUGGGAGCGCGCACACUCCACCUACCUCAACAGCAGAUGUCCACAUUUCAGAAACGCCUCCCAGUCUUGGGAAAACAGCUCUCCCUUCACAAGCUCUGACAAUGACCACGCUUUUGUCUCCUGAAAAAGAGAGCAUGAGUGCCCUCUCAGUAUAUACUCCCAGGACUGAGAAAAAGGUAGUAAGCACUACCUCUGUGACUCACCCGUUCUCACACCGCCAGGAUACUUCAUCUGCAGAUACCAUAACUUCUGGGACAACCAGGAUAUCAAAUCCUGUAAACAAUAACACAGCUCCUUCACACUUGCUUUCAUCUAGCACUCAACCUGACGUGUCUUCAGUUGCCUCUCCUAUUUCUGAAAGCACACAGACCUCCCCUGAGACUCCGUCUCUUUCCACAGCUUGACUAUCUAAUGCCAAUUUUACAACUAUGUCUCCUGACAGGAUCGCUACAGCCCUUUCUGCUCCAAACGUACCUACAGCACUUCUUGGGAAAACCGCUAUGGCAACGUCCAUUCCCAUCUACCAGAGGUCCCCACGGCCAGUUAGUGUCACUGCCUUCACCUCCAAAAGCGUUUCUGACACUCCCACGGUACUAAUGACUGAAUCUUCUAAAACAGCGCUCGCAGAUUAUUUGAAAAGUCUUUCUGUAGCCACUUCUGGGGCUGUGGCUGAGAUGUCCUCAAUGUCAGCUAAUGACUCUGCGCUUCCACCUUCUGCUGUUUCUUCUGAUGCUUCCACAACAGCUGGAUCAUUCUAUACUUAUUGUCUUCAAUUACCCCCAGGGCCUUCUAUGACCGUGCAAACAUUGACAUUGGAUGUCACACCUGUGACAUAUGCUGGGUCUACUUCAAAAAGCACUGUGGCUUCCUGUGCUUUCACUACUUCAGAAAUAACCGAGGUGUCCUCCAGGAUCACACCUACAUCCUUAUCCUCCCCAACAGAGCCAACUUCUCCUUCUGUGAAAACUAUUCCAACCACUAUAAUGGCUGGGCUAGUGACUACAUUCGUAAGCACGCCUGCCUCUCCUCUAUUCAGUUCUAAGAACAAAGCUAUUUCUUCCAUUCCAAAGACCACAUUUUCACCAUUUCUAUCAACAACACGACAACCAUCACAACGAUAUGAGGCCUCCACUCUGGGCAUAUUCUCUGGGAUUACUAAUAGCUCUCUGUCUACUGUAAGCAGUGGUAAAGUAACGGUUCUCACAAAUACUUAUUCCAGAAUUGCCACCCCUGAAAGUGUGCUUUCAUCUACUCCCUCAGAAAAUCCCCACACUUCCUUGAAUAUUCAGGUUUCCCCCUCUUUGACUGGCUUUAAGAGCACUCCUGGACCCACAAAAAGUGUAAAAGCCACCACUUACCGUUCUUCAAGUACAGAAAAGAUGACUUCCUUGUCAGAAAAUACUUCAACAGCCGGGACAAAAGGUGCCACGUCUGUGAAUGCACCUGUUUCAUACCCUCCCUGGAUUCCAUCCAGUACAGCUCCACCCUCUUUGACAUCAUUUCUGUUUUCACCUCAAAGUACUGAAGCCGAGUUCUCUACUCCAAAGACUUCUUUUCCUCCUACAUCCCAAAUGAUUGGUGCUAUGCUUCUACCUAGCCCUACAACAACAUCUACGUGGAGCAGAAUCCCAGCUGCAUCAGCAUCCCCGACAUUUGUUCCUCCUAAGCCCACACAGGACUCCGUUCUAAAUAUAGCCACCACUACAUCCACUGCUACUGGAGCCCCAUCUCCACUCAUAUCCACUGGAGUAACACAUCCUUCUACAGCAAGUGUGUCUUCACUAACGUCUUCCUCUUUUGAGACAACCUGGCCUGACUCCACACCUUCCUUUUUAUCUAUGGAAACUUUGACUUCACCGAUUGCUGUUAAGUCCAAAGUUUCCUUCUACAAUAUUGAAAUGAGCUUCUCUGUCUUUGAUGAAGAGCUAAGGAUCCCUAUUACCAGGGUUGUAAAAGAAUUUGCAAAAAAUUGCAUUUAUUUUCAAUUGACUUCUAUAUUUCAGGACAGUGAAUCUGUCCUUGCUAAUCUGGCUGUUCAAAUUAAAAGCAGAGACACUACUGAGGAAGAAAUAACCAUGGACCGAACGUUUGUAAGUAAGAGAGAAGGGCAAGGAAUGGCUACAAUUUCCCGUGUACCAUACAGCUGUGCUUGUCAGGUCAUCAUAAAGGCCAACUCUUCUUUAGUGCCCACCAAAUUGAUUAGCAGGAUCAAGAAAAUACAUGGCAACCUCACUCAUGGAAACUUCACACCAGAUCAGUUGACGUUAUUAGUAAAGUCUGAACACGUUGCAGUGAAAAAACGAGAGCCCAGAAAGUGCAAAGCUGAAGAAACAGCCUCUAAAUACAAAGGGACAUAUAAGUGGCUCUUAACCCACCCUACCGAGACAGCAACUAGAUGCAGAAAAAAUCAGGAUGGAAACGCUACUAGAAUCUGCUCAAUCAGUAUCAACACUGGCAAAUCUCACUGGGAAAAACCAAAGUUUAAACAAUGCAAAUUGCUUCAAGCGCUUCCUAAUAAGAUUGUGGACCUUGCUAAUAUUACAAUAAGUGACGAUUGCAAGAGUGUUUCAGGAAUGUUCACUAGGCCUAAUGAUAGGCGGCUCAAUCUUAAUUAUGAUCAAGUUCACUGUGCCUUUUGGGACCUUGAGAAUAACAUUGGUCUCGAAGGGUGGACGUCAGGCUGCAAAGUAAAGGAAACAAACCUAAAUUACACAAUCUGUCAGUGUGACCAUCUCACCCAUUUUGGAGUCUUAAUGGAUUUAUCCAGGUCUGCAGUGGAUGCAGUGAAUGAACGGAUAUUAGUGCUUAUAACGUAUAUCGGAUGUGGAAUCUCCUCCAUUUUCCUGGGAGUUGCAAUAGUGACAUACAUAGCUUUUCACAAAUUUCGAAAAGAUCAUCCUUCCAAAAUCCUGAUCAACCUGUGCACAGCACUACUGAUGCUAAACCUGGUAUUUCUGGUCAAUUCCUAGUCAUCAUCAUUCCAGAAAUCGGGCCUUUGUAUCACAGCCACUGUAGCACUUCAUUACUUCCUGCUCAUUUCUUUGACUUGGAUGGGUCUGGAGGCAGUCCACAUGUAUUUUGCUCUAGUCAAAGUCUUCAAUAUAUACAUUCCCAAUUAUAUCCUUAAAUUUUGUCUGUUUGGUUGGGGAAUCCCAGCGAUUGUGGUGGUGAUUAUACUCGGUGUGAAAAAAGAUCUGUAUGGGACUCUGAGCUCAACGACUCCAUUUUGUUGGAUUAAAGAUGAUCCUAUCUUUUACAUCUCAGUGGUGGGUGAUUUUUGCCUCAUGUUUCUCAUGAAUCUCUCCACGUUCUGCACUGUUCUUUUGCAACCGAAUUCCAUGAAAUCCCAAAGCCAGAAGACUCGACGGAAGAUGAUGCUGCAUGACCUCAAAGGCACAACCAGCCUGACAUCCUUACUUGGCCUCACCUGGGGGUUUGCCUUUUUUGCCUGGGGAGCUGUGAGGAUCCUUUUCUUGUAUCUUUUUGCCAUUUUUAACACUUUGCAAGGGUUCCUCAUUUUUGUGUUCCACUGGGUGAUGAAGGAGCAUGCCCAGUGGAUACUGGUAAGAUGCCAUUUGGGUUUUCUGUUUUUAACUGUUUGGGGAGUCAUUUCAGAUGGCAGCAGCCUGUGUGAGCUCGAUGUUGGGCAGAAACAGGAAAGACUGAAGAAAACCUUUGCGCACAACUUGUUGACACCGUCCGUCAAGUCAACUGCAACUAGUUCCAUUUUCAAAUCUUUAGGCUCCGCCCAAGGCACUCCUUCAAAAACAAGCUCCCCAAAUGGUGAGAGAAAAGGCUACACUGUCUAUACUUAUAUUCCAGAGAUGAGGAACCUUAAGCAGGAAGAGGAGAACGCCUUAUGGACAGUCCCGUCAGCAGCAGAAUUGGGGCCAGAAGCUAGUGGCCCCCAAGCUAGUGCUCAUCGCACCCCACCGAGAAUACCGGCUGAGCUGCACAUUACUCUUAGAGGCUCACCUUCUUCCACAGGAAGCCAAGCUUCUAGGCCUGAAGUAAAGAAAAGCCCAGGGGUUGGCACCAAACCCUUCCAAGUGUCACCUGCUGCUGACUGCCUCCGGCCCUACCUGAUCCCACUGUGUCUCCCUCAUGGUGCCCCUCAGGCCCUCACAGCCUAG
Orcinus orca (killer whale) is the source of this 7998-nucleotide messenger RNA. It is a transcript of the gene ADGRG4, whose product is annotated as adhesion G protein-coupled receptor G4. Gene Ontology annotation, cellular component: membrane. Gene Ontology annotation, molecular function: G protein-coupled receptor activity. Lineage: Eukaryota; Metazoa; Chordata; Mammalia; Artiodactyla; Delphinidae. Gene Ontology annotation, biological process: adenylate cyclase-activating G protein-coupled receptor signaling pathway; cell surface receptor signaling pathway. The record is from RefSeq and is a predicted model, not a curated record.